Chlorella variabilis is the source of this 213-nucleotide messenger RNA. RefSeq lists its product as hypothetical. The annotation marks the transcript as partial. Gene Ontology annotation, cellular component: cytoplasm; nucleus. The record is from RefSeq and is a predicted model, not a curated record. The transcript has a single exon. Lineage: Eukaryota; Viridiplantae; Chlorophyta; Trebouxiophyceae; Chlorellales; Chlorellaceae. Gene Ontology annotation, molecular function: protein binding.
CUAGCGCAGGGGCAGGAUGUCGAUGCCGCUGACCAUGUCGGCUGCACUGGCUUGCACUUUGCCGCCAUGAAGGGGGACUGCGAGGUGGCGCAGCUGCUGCUGCAGCACCGUGCAGACGUCAAUACCGGGGACAGCACGGGUGCAACGCCACUGAUUGGAGCAGUGAUCAAGCAGCACCAAGACAUGGUGCGCCUGCUGCUGGCGGCCGGCGCG